CGCGCUGUCUAUGCCGAGUGGCGGCGGCUCUGGAGGACCUCAGCCCGCCGAGAGAAGCACUUAUCCCGGCCUGGAGUCUGUGGAGAGUCGGUGUUGCUGAUCGGCAGCGGAGGGUGCACACCGGGGGGUUUGGCUGUAGUUGUAGCCGGAUCUGAGGAAUUUGAUAUAUUUCACCGGGGAGAGCGAUACCCGUUGGUACAAAGAGAGGAAAGGAGACAAGGUCUGCAGCCAAGUUAUAGGAGGUUCAAAUUCCCUCUCCCUUUAUCCCUUGCGACCCUAGCCCUGACCUUUGACCCGCCCCUCUCUCUCCAAUCAUGGCACACCGAUCCCAGUCUUCAUCGAUUGGGGAAAACCCCCUCGACCCAAAUUUCCUGCCCCCACAUUACCGUGAGGAGUAUCGCCUGGCUAUUGAUGCUUUGAUAGAGAAUGACGUACAGGGUUACCAUGAGUUCCUCCAGUCUGCGGAUGUGGUUGGUUUCUUGGCACAGCAGGAGAUUGAUCUGAUCAAAUCCACGAUCCACGCGCCGAACCAGACCUCCGGCAUGCCCGAGCUGACGUACCCUGAAGGAGGUCUGGAAGAAGAUGGCUCCUCCGACACGUACUGGCCGAUGCAGUCCGACCUGGCCGCCCCGGGGCUGGAUCUGGGCUGGCCGCUGCCCCAGCAAAGCUUCAUGGGGCCCACAGAGGUCACCACUCUAGUGAACCCCUCCGACCCAGACAUGCCGAGCAUCAAGGAGCAGGCCAGAAGACUCAUCAAGAAUGCACGCCAAGUUAUUGCGAUCGUGAUGGACACGUUCACAGAUGUUGACCUUUUUGCGGACCUCUUGGAUGCAACAGCACGGCACGUUCCAGUUUACCUUCUACUGGAUGAGCAGGACUCUCAUCAGUUUAUCACUAUGGUCUUAAACUGCAAAGUCAACUUGGAUCACCACCCUAUGUUGCGCGUCAGGACGGUGGCAGGUGUAACCUAUUAUUCCCGCACGGGGAAAUCAUUCAAGGGGCAGGUGAAAGAUCGUUUCCUUUUGGCUGACUGCAAAGCUGUGCUGAGUGGCAACUACAGUUUCAUGUGGUCCUAUGAGAAGAUCCACCGCUGCAUCGCCCACCUCUUCCUCGGGGAACUGGUGUCCACCUUCGAUGAAGAGUUUAGAAUUCUCUUCGCUCAGUCAGAGCCGCUGGUCAUUGACCCAUCCAAUGGAGCACUUGCUCUUUCUGACAGCAGCAGCACAAGCAGUUACUUAGGCACCCAGUUUGGUUUGAAGAGGACCCAGUCUUUGCGCACCCCCGUAGGUUACCGCAGGCAGCCUGAGAUUUCCCCUGCCUUCCCCUAUGGCGACUCUUCCGCAAUUCCUUUCCGAAGGAACGAUCCAUUUCGUCACACUGUUGAACCUGGGACAGGAGUUACAAUUGGAAAGUAUUCCCAGCAACAGUUUCGUCUGCAGCAUUCGUUCCUGGAGCAGGGAAGGUCCAUAGUUUCCAGGCAGAUGGAUGCGAGUAGCAGUGCCUUCCAGAGGCACAGCUAUGCUGAAGGAACCCAGGAAAGCUACUCAUCUUCAAGGCAAUACAUGAAGUCCAGAGUCAUGAAUAAUCUGGAUGAGACAGACAUCCACAGGUAGUUAACCAUUUAAUCCCUACAAAUGUUUGGAAA
Molecule: messenger RNA, 1645 nt
Organism: Notothenia coriiceps (black rockcod)
Lineage: Eukaryota; Metazoa; Chordata; Actinopteri; Perciformes; Nototheniidae
Product: protein FAM83H
Exons: 6
Coding region: 315-1613 (432 amino acids)
Biological process (GO): protein localization to cytoskeleton; positive regulation of cell migration; signal transduction
Cellular component (GO): keratin filament
Molecular function (GO): keratin filament binding; protein kinase binding
Source: RefSeq, a predicted model, not a curated record